GCCCGGAAAGGACCUGACUUCCCGGAGGCGGCAAAUCCGGAGGAUCUGCGGCCGCCUUCAUGCUGCCCUUGGGCUGCUCGCGCCGGCUGGUGGCCGAGCUGCGGGAUGCCCUGGACGCCUGCGCCGAGCGGCAGCGGCAGCUGGAGCGGAGCCUGCGCGUCUCCCGCCGGCUGCUGCGGACCUGGCUCUGAGGUUGGGAGGCUGCCGCGAGGCCAGGCGGCUCCUUGGGGUCGGUCGGGUCUGGGCCCUGCUUUCUGGCUGUGCCGCCACUGUACUGGUCUUGGCAGGGAACCAGCCGAAACGCCGGCUGCGGAGCCAACCCCAGAGCCAGAAACUAAUGAAGAGGCCCCGCCUCCAGCAGACACGCCCAGCCCUCAAGACCUCAGGGAGCUGGAGCUUCUGACCCAGGCACUGGAGAAGGCUGUGCGGGUGAGAAAAGGCGUCUCUAAGGCUGGAGAAAGACAUGGGACCCUUAGCCUGAAGUCCGCUGCCACUUCUCGUGCUACCACAGCCUCUGCCCCACCCGGGGCCUCAGGCCAGGCUGGCCGGCAAACCUCAGACACAAAACCACCCAGGGGCAUCCACCAGACCACAGUGCCUGCCAGGGGCCUCCCUGAGUGCAGGCUUCCAUCAGUGGCGGAUCGCACCCGUAUGGGGAGAGGAGCCUCAACCACCAAGCCCAGACCAAGCCUCAGGGACCAACAGAUACCCCCAUCGGCUACUCCUCGGGCCCCAGAAGCUUUCACACUGAAGGAGAAGGGGAGCCUGCUGAAGCUACCCAUGGCCUACAGGAAAGUGGCUUCCCAGAACUCCCGCCUGUGGGCCCAGCUCAGCUCUCCCCAGACCAGUGACUCCAAGGACGCUGCUUCCAUGGCCAAAACCCAGUUCCUCCAGAAAAUGAAGACGACUUCGGGCUGGCCCGGCUCUGGGCUCGCUGCUGCGGAGGUAGAGGCGGAGGCCGGGCUCCUGCGGAAGGCCUGCUCGCUGAUGAGACAGCGAAUGGAGGAAGUGCUCUCUGCAGACCCUGCUGACCGGAUACAGGAGUACUACUCCCUGCUUACCCUGGAGGGGCUGCAGGCCAUCACGGGGCAGUGUCUCCACAGACUGCAGGAGCUGCGUGCAGCCGUAGCAGGACAACAGCUGGGGCCGUGGCCUGAGGGGAGAUGCUGCAGAGCCUCACUGUCCUAUGGGGGAAGAACAGACCCUACCUGGAGCCCCCAGCUUCUUUUCUACUCCAGCCCCGAGGAGCUGCAGAGUCUGGCGGUCCUCAGGCUGCGGGUGGCCAUGCUGGACCAGCAGAUUCACCUGCAGAAGGUCCUGAUGGCUGAUCUCCUCCCGCUGGUGGGCGCGCGGGAGCCUCCAGGGCCGCCCUGGGUGGCGCUUUGCCGAGCUGUGCAUAGCCUGCUCUGUGAGGGAGGGGAGCGCUUCCUCACUGUCCUUCGAGAUGAACCUGCCCACUGAGCCCUUCCUGUAGCCGGCUGCCCCCGGACCCUGCCGCUUCCCAGACUGCUGGACCCUGCCAGGAGGGUGAGGUUACUCUGACCCACGAGACUGGGAGAGCGCCCCCCUAUUAGGUCAAGGGGGAUUGAGAGAACUUUCUGUGUGGUGGCCUGGGGGGCUUAGAGAUGGCUCUACCCACCUAGGAAAGCAAGGUCCCUGGCCGGGGGGUGGGGGACAGCCCCCGGCUCCUACUGAACAACCCAGGGCCCCAAAGCUAGCAGUCAGGCCUCUGCUUGGCAUAGCCUUCAGCAGGCUCGGAGACAGAGGCCUGUCAGGCUUUUUUCUUAGCUACCUCUGUUCUUUCCUGCUUUCACACUUACCAGCCGUUUGUAUGACAUUAAAACUCCUUUAGAAAGGAUCUAGAUUUAAGGCAGGA
Messenger RNA from Mustela erminea (ermine), 1876 nucleotides. RefSeq names its product tubulin epsilon and delta complex 2 (gene TEDC2). The transcript has 10 exons. The record is from RefSeq and is a predicted model, not a curated record. NCBI's taxonomy places the organism in Eukaryota, Metazoa, Chordata, Mammalia, Carnivora, Mustelidae. The coding region runs from base 106 to 1461 and encodes 451 amino acids.